AUGCGUGUCCUUCGGGUCAGGCCGGUGCUGGGUUCCGUUACCUCGACCGCUUCCUUGCCGCAGGCGGAGCCCGCCCUGGCCCGGCAGCCCGCGCGGGAGGGCCGCCGCCCUGCCGGGGAGUUUCCUCUUCCUCCAGCAGCGCGGCCGGGGCGGGAGGAGGAAGGGGAAGGGGCAGAGGCCGGGGCCGGGAAGGCUCCAGCGCGGCCGCCGCCGUCGCUGGUGCGGCAGGGGCGGAGCGGCGCGGGAGGCGGCGCCAGCGGCCGGCGGGGCCCGGAGUCACCGUGUCACGGCGCCCGGGAAGCCGUUGCCGCCGGAUCCGCCCCCCGCAGGGCGAGCGAGGAGGCAGGAGGAGGAGAAGGAGGAGGAGGGAGGCCGGCUCCUCGCCGCCUCUUGUGUUUUCGCCCCCUUCCCGGCCCAGCCCCGGCCCCUCUCCUCUCGCACCGGGGCGGCGGCGGGGGGCGAGGCCGCAGCGGCGCCCGAGCUGCCCGCGGGAGCCCCGGGACGGGCCUGGGCCGCCGUCUCUGGACUAGGAUGUCCCGACAUGAAGGUGUCAGCUGUGAUGCAUGUUUAAAAGGAAAUUUUCGAGGUCGUCGGUACAAGUGUUUAAUUUGCUACGAUUACGAUCUGUGUGCAACUUGUUAUGAAAGUGGUGCAACGACAACAAGGCAUACAACUGACCACCCAAUGCAGUGCAUACUAACAAGAGUAGAUUUUGACUUGUACUAUGGUGGAGAAGCUUUCUCUGUAGAGCAGCCACAGUCUUUCACUUGUCCUUAUUGUGGGAAAAUGGGGUAUACGGAAACAUCUCUUCAAGAACAUGUUACUUCUGAGCAUGCAGAAACAUCAACAGAAGUGAUUUGUCCAAUAUGUGCAGCAUUACCUGGAGGGGAUCCGAAUCACGUAACAGAUGACUUCGCAGCUCAUCUUACACUGGAACACAGAGCUCCUAGAGAUUUAGAUGAAUCCAGUGGCGUUCGGCAUGUACGUAGGAUGUUCCACCCAGGCCGGGGUUUGGGAGGCCCCCGUGCUCGUAGAUCAAACAUGCACUUUACUACCAGUUCCCCUGGUGGGCUUUCGUCUUCUCAGAGUUCAUAUUCUCCAAGCAAUAGAGAAGCCAUGGAUCCUAUAGCUGAGCUUUUAUCCCAGCUGUCAGGUGUGAGGCGUUCUGCAGGAGGACAGCUCAACUCCUCUGGCCCUUCUGCUUCUCAGUUACAGCAGCUGCAGAUGCAACUGCAGUUGGAACGACAACAUGCACAGGCAGCAAGACAGCAACUGGAGACUGCACGCAAUGCAACCAGACGCACCAACACGAUCAAUGUCAACACCACUAUGACACAAUCUACAACAACAACCAACACAUCUAACACAGAAAACAGUCAGCAGACUAUCCAGAAUUCCCAGUUCCUUCUGACAAGGUUGAAUGAUCCGAAGAUGUCAGAAGCAGAGCGUCAGUCAAUGGAGAGCGAACGGGCAGACUGCAGCCUGUUUGUUCAGGAGCUUCUACUGUCCACCUUGAUGCAGGAAGAAAGUUCCUCCUCAGAUGAGGAUGAGCGGGGGGAGAUUGCAGAUUUUGGUGCUAUGGGCUGUGUAGAUAUUAUGCCUCUAGAUGUUGCUUUAGAAAACCUAAAUUUAAAAGAGAGUAAUAAAGGAAAUGAGCCUCCUCCACCUCCUCUUUGAUGACAUCCCACUUUGCAGACAAUGUCCUCUGUGCUGUAUUUGCCAAUGAAAGUGGACAACAACUAUCUUGGGUUUGUUUUGGUGAUUGUAAUUUCAGGUCUGUCACUCUUGUUACAUUGUGUACAUUCAAAAGAAAGAGAGAAAAGAUAUAUAUGAUAAUCAUUUCCACUUAACUAAUUUUUACUUCUAGCAGGUAAUGUAGGUUGCAGAGCAGAAGGCUCUGUAUCCUGUACCUUGACAUGCAAAAGGCUCUCCUAAUACUCCACAUUCAAACUGAAGAGGAAAAAAAAAAAAAGAAAAAUCUCUAAUGAAGCUGCUGUGUGUAUUUAUGAAUAUUAAUGAAUAAAAACUGCUUGGAUGGUUUACCUUAA
This is a messenger RNA of Oenanthe melanoleuca, 2048 nucleotides long. It is a transcript of the gene KCMF1, whose product is annotated as potassium channel modulatory factor 1. Gene Ontology annotation, cellular component: plasma membrane. Gene Ontology annotation, biological process: synaptic signaling. NCBI's taxonomy places the organism in Eukaryota, Metazoa, Chordata, Aves, Passeriformes, Muscicapidae. The record is from RefSeq and is a predicted model, not a curated record. Gene Ontology annotation, molecular function: zinc ion binding. The transcript has 7 exons. The coding region runs from base 1 to 1677 and encodes 558 amino acids.